AUGGGCCACGAGCCACUCCGUGGAUCAUGCUCAUGUGGCCGCAAUGAAUAUCAGAUACAGAUCCCUGAUGAUGUGACUGAGCAUGCACAAGUCUAUUUUGACAGCAGCCGAGACAAUCGUCGAUUUCACGGGACACCAUUGACAGCCUGGCUGCGUGUGCCACUGGACUGGUAUCAGUCACAUACUACAUCAUUCUUUCCCGACGAAACUCACGAUUCCAUCCGCCGCAUAUUCACACCACGUCAUGCUCCCCAGACUCGCCGCAUCUUCUGUGGCUUCUGUGGUACACCGUUGACUUUCUGGACGGAAGAGCCUGCCGAUGAAGCGGAUUUCAUGUCGAUCGCUAUUGGGAGUCUUACUGGGGAGGAUCAGCAUGCUUUGAGUGAUCUAAAUCUGCUACCGGAUGAUCUUGAUGAUGAUGCACAUGAUAUCUCGACGUCAUCUGCCCUUGCACCGCCCCAAGGAGACACUUCUGUUAUUGUACCUUCGCUUGCAGAUACUCCAAUCAUCUCUCGGAGUUUCCGACAUGGUACGAUUGAUGGUAUUCCCUGGUUUGAAGAGAUGGUGGAAGGAAGUCGCCUUGGUCGAUUGAUGCGGGCGAAACGAGGAAAGGGAAUGAGCGAGGACAACUCUACAUUCUUUGAGUGGGAAAUUAGUGAGUGGCAUGAAGGCGAUACCGGUGGAAUCGAGCAAGAGGACUCUGAUUCGAGCGGCAAAGCCACAGGGAAGAGAAAACGGGGGGACCAAGGGGAUGUUCAGCGUCUACAAAAGCGGUCAGAGUGA
Penicillium odoratum is the source of this 783-nucleotide messenger RNA. RefSeq lists its product as uncharacterized. The coding region runs from base 1 to 783 and encodes 260 amino acids. The record is from RefSeq and is a predicted model, not a curated record. Lineage: Eukaryota; Fungi; Ascomycota; Eurotiomycetes; Eurotiales; Aspergillaceae. The transcript has 2 exons.